Messenger RNA from Asparagus officinalis (garden asparagus), 780 nucleotides. Its product is annotated as probable calcium-binding protein CML41. Lineage: Eukaryota; Viridiplantae; Streptophyta; Magnoliopsida; Asparagales; Asparagaceae. The transcript has a single exon. Gene Ontology annotation, molecular function: enzyme regulator activity; calcium ion binding. The record is from RefSeq and is a predicted model, not a curated record. Bases 1 to 504 code for a protein of 167 amino acids.
AUGGCGUCAAGAUGGUUCUCCAGCAAAUCCUUCAAGCUCCGCCUCCGCAAGAAAACCCCCUCUGCGCCAUCCUCCUCCUCCACCAGCAGCAGCAGCAGCUACAUGGAAGCCUUCCGUCGCUUUGACACAGACGGCGACGGCAAGAUCUCGCCCUCCGAGCUUCGCGCAUUCCUCGCGUGGGCGGGCGACAGCGUGGCGGAGGGCGACGUGGAGCGUGUGAUGAGGGACCACGACUCAGAUGGCGACGGGUUUAUGGACUACGGGGAUUUCUUGAGGCUGAUGGAGAUGGAGGAGGGGGAGGAGGACCUGAGGAGGGCGUUCGAGGCGUUCGAGAGCGAGAAGGGGAGCGGGACCAUAACGCCGAGGGGGCUGCAGCAGGUGCUGGGGAGGCUCGGGGAGGAGAGGACGCAGGAGGAGUGCGCGGGGAUGAUUAGGUUUUAUGAUCUGGAUGGGAAUGGGGUUCUUGAUUAUCACGAGUUCCAGAGGAUGAUGACGAUGGCUUAAUUAAGAGUUAAUUACUAGCUAGACGCAAUGCGUGCCUAAUUAAGUUUUCUUGUGGUGGAUUGUAGUAGCUAGGGUUUGUUAGGGGUUUGUUGGGUGCAAACAUGGACCAUAACUAAUAUGGGGCUCUUAGUAAUUUCUAUGGAGUUUUGCCCAAAGCCCCAUGUUAAUGUAGGUCUAGCUCUAGUUAUUUCUUAUGAAUUUGGUCCUAUCACCAUAAAAAAAAAAUUUUAAUUAGUGGAGGCAUCGUUACUUUUAAUCGUAGCAGUUGAUUGUCUA